GUCCACACCUAUUGUUGGGACUUUCAUUGCCUCAUUUCUCAUUCUUUUUCAGUUGAGUUCUCAAACCAGAAAAGUGGUCAAAAAAAUUGAAGUGAAGGGAGUGAGAGAUGACACUAUCUCCUUCUCUUUCUCUCCAUAACUUGCAUUCUUCCUUUCUUUGUUGCCCUCUAAAAUCCAAGCCAUUAGCUAGAAAUAUAAUUCAACCAAAACCCACUUCUUAUCCACGUAUUAGAGCUCUAGACCUUGAUCAAAACACGGUAGUGGCUAUAAGUGUUGGAGUUGUGAGUGUGGCUGUUGGGAUUGGCAUUCCAGUGUUCUAUGAAACCCAAAUCGAUAAUGCUGCUAAGCGAGACAACACGCAGCCCUGCUUCCCGUGCAAUGGAUCUGGUGCUCAGAAAUGCAGAUUUUGCCUGGGAUCUGGCAAUGUGACAGUUGAACUUGGUGGGGGUGAGACCGAGGUCUCUAGAUGCAUAAACUGUGAUGGUGUUGGUUCAUUGACAUGCACAACUUGUCAAGGAUCUGGAAUUCAACCUCGAUACCUUGACCGCAGAGAAUUCAAAGAUGACGACUGAUACAAGCUAAGAAUAAGUGGCGCUGAUUUUGGAUCUAAUUAUGAGGUUAUUGUACUUAUUUAAUUUCUUUGAUAUUUGUACACACCAAAUACAACUGUGUAAAUCAUGUUGAUGCUUUCAUUUGGCCACUCACUUUCGUUGCCUAUCUCUGUAAAAUUUUGAUGUUUUCUAGGCAUUGGUUUAUUCAAUUAUUGAAUGCCCUGUUGUAAGAAUUGGAUUUUGUUGGGUAUCUGCCCAAGCCAGGACUAAGGAACUAUGCCUAAAUUACGAUCAUUGGUGUUA
This is a messenger RNA of Cajanus cajan (pigeon pea), 854 nucleotides long. It is a transcript of the gene LQY1, whose product is annotated as DnaJ/Hsp40 cysteine-rich domain superfamily protein. Lineage: Eukaryota; Viridiplantae; Streptophyta; Magnoliopsida; Fabales; Fabaceae. The record is from RefSeq and is a predicted model, not a curated record. Gene Ontology annotation, cellular component: chloroplast. Gene Ontology annotation, molecular function: protein disulfide isomerase activity. Gene Ontology annotation, biological process: photosystem II repair.